Molecule: messenger RNA, 967 nt
Organism: Schizosaccharomyces cryophilus OY26
Lineage: Eukaryota; Fungi; Ascomycota; Schizosaccharomycetes; Schizosaccharomycetales; Schizosaccharomycetaceae
Exons: 1
Coding region: 131-595 (154 amino acids)
Source: RefSeq, a predicted model, not a curated record
CAAAACCUUUUCCUGAGCCAAGGAAAAGAGGAUGCUAUAGCUACUGUAACAGUGUGAACAAAUGUGUUGAUUGAAUUACGUUUAUAAGCUGUAAUCAUCUUUAAGGUACUACUAUAAAACUGUUUUUGAGAUGUGGACUAAACUCUCGAUUUCCUCAAAGAUUAACCGGAUCCGCGAUCCAGAGAGCGAUAAUUCUGUAGAGGACACUCAUGUAGCUCGUGUCAUGAGGAAAUACUACCUUGAAAAGACAGGAAAUUUACCGGAAUGGCUUCGUCCGCCUGGAUGGCAACCUCCAAGCGGAGCCAAUACACCGAUGGUACAAGCUGUAAGUAAAGACACAGAAGGACCUAGCCCUUCUUCUUUACGAACUUCUUAUUCUCCAGCACCGGUUUCUCGAGUAUCAUCCUCACCUUCUGUCCCCUCACCUUCCGGAAAUGUACGAAAGCCUCCUAUGCAACACUCGCAUAGCACCUUUGAUGAUCUCUUUGAGGGAGUUGGAAGUUCGAAAAGAUCUCAAACUGGUACAAGCUCAGUUCCAUCUAACGCUGCUGGUGGCCUGUUGCGAUCCAAGCUUGAAUCAAGGAAAAAGAUUUAAGAGAACUCAGAAAAGAACGUCAUUUUAUCUAUCUUACUCUGCAAAUACUGCUACGGACGUGAGUUUAGGGUAACAAAGCUUGUGCUUUUUUUCAGAUAUUAUUUUUCCUUGCUUAUAGUUCGACAUGAUUUUGAUAAAUGCUUUUCUUACUUUGUAUUUCGAAGACCCAUUUUUCUGGCUAACAAGACCCUUUAUGUACUAACUUUUAUGACGAUAUGAUUCGAGAAAGAUUCGACGUUUUUCUUUUUUUUUUUUUUUAAUACUUCAUUUUGUGUUACCAGACACCUGUUGUGUCUCUUUAUGUUCAUUAAUGACCUUUUCAUUUUUUUGUUCAUAUUAUUAAUGAUUACUUAUAGACAUUAACAGAAAAAU